Molecule: messenger RNA, 590 nt
Organism: Mycena citricolor
Lineage: Eukaryota; Fungi; Basidiomycota; Agaricomycetes; Agaricales; Mycenaceae
Source: the annotation of a GenBank genome assembly
GUAGACAGCUGUUGUGUCACCGACAAACGAACGUCCUAAUCCGGAGAUUCGUUUGUGCGCUGGGUGGGUUGGAUAUAAGUGCCCCUCCUGGUGCGAUUACACUCCAUCGUCGCCGCUUGCAGACAAACCAAUUCUCUCCCAAGCCGAGCUCACAAUGCAACCCUCCUUUCUGUUCCUCCUCUCGCUCGCAUCCUGUCUCUUGAGCGCCUCCGCCGCACCUAUGCCCAUGCCCGGCUCCGCACUACGUCUGAAGCAGAGCCGUUCCGAUGCCACCCUUCUCGAGCUCCCACGAUCGCCAGAACCCGAGCCUGAGCCGGGAUGCCGGCUUACAAACUGCAUCUGAUCUCUCUGGGCUUGCUCGCUUCGCAUUCAUCUCUCCCGUUCGCGACUUCCUCAUCGUCUCGUGCAUUCAGUCUUCGAUUCCCGCUCUCCGAUUUGCCGGGGGAUCACUUAUACCUGCACAUAUCGCUGCGCUGCGCUGUAUCAUUAGACUUGGUGCUACUAGUAACAUCACCCGCACCCGCGUCUAGUACGCUUUCCACCUUCGCAGACGCCACAACCUGUUUUGUAUUUUUACGUGUUGAAUCGAU